AUGAACCACCCCAAAUCACAACUAAGGUAAGGUAAUCUACAUACUGCAUAGUCUAAUAUGGACAUCCAAGGUACAGCACCAAGUGAUAUAAUAAUAAGGCGACACGUUAAAUAGAAGAUUGCAUGAUAUUGUUAAAUUUGAUUUCGAUCCAACGCAACGUCUUCAAAAGAGGGGGCUAUAUUGAGCCCCUUCUUUUUUUUUUUGGCACAUUCAUCAUUGUGACGUCGGUGGAAUGCAAGACACAGUAUUUCCUGAGUCUUUCCUGGGUUUUAAGUCAUGCGCCAGUCAUGGUAGCAGCAACUAUUCACUCAUUAUGUUCACAUUGCUGGUCUCAGAGAAUAGAGCACGAUCCCACUGAUCCGGUUUUUGGAAGGUCACAAGUUUUGAAUUUUCUCAGGGACUUGAGAUUUUGUGCAACGCUAUUGACAAGAGUAAAAUUUUCCAUUUCCUUCAUUUACUACCAACCUGUACGCUCUUGACAAUGCUGAUCCUAGUAGCAUACAGAACGCUUGUAACAUAUGAAAUGAGUUUGCUCUUCACGAGUCUGGCUUCUGUCUCUCCGUAGCUCGUAAGAAUGUGCCGGAUAAAGAGAGCCAACCCGGUACUUGGAAGAUAUUAGGUUCGAAUCCUGUUGGAGACUCUUAAGGACUUUUUCUUUGUCCUUCACUCAUGACAUGACGAAAACUACAUGACUCCCACAGACUUUCUUCAAAAUGUUCACAGUACAUUAUGUUGUUACUGGCUCGUAGAAACUUGUUAAAGUGCUUAUGUGCUCUGGAUUUUGUCCCUGAUUCGCUCGGAUAAAACCGACUUGUUACUGUGGCUUAAUUUGCAACAGCUUUGAUGUCUUCUACAAAAAUACAAUUAUAAAGGAAAUUUAUCUUAUUCUGCAGUGUACAAUAGCUUUAGAAUUGUUUCUUUGUUGUCUUGACUUAAAUUCGAAAUCUGACUUACUUUUCGAAUAUCUUUUUUGAUAGGGUAUACAUGAUGAAAGUAUUUUUCAUCUUAAUUUGCAUUACCCCUCCCAUUAGUCUUUUACUGAUAAGGGAAGACAUGCGCCGUUCAUCUACUGUAAGUACCAAGGAUAAUCACGUGCUCAGAGGAUACACCAUUCACAAACAGCGGACUUAUGACCUCCUGUCAUGCGCACAAUUAUGUUUGGCACGGUCAAACUGCAUGUCUUUUAAUUACGAAAACAUUGAAAAUGGAGAUUGUGAACUAAAUAAAGAAGCAACUGAUGCGAGUAUCCACGGAGCUCUCACCACUCAAAGGGGGUAUACCUUUGGACAGUUUGUCAACUUAAGCGUGAGUAGUACUUAAUGCUAUUAUUAAAUUCAACCCUCGUUUUGGGAUUUCUGUUUUUGAUUCCGACUCCAACCCCACCCCGCCCCCCCAAAUAACUUAAAUUGAAUAAAUGACCCCUCACGUAAAACACAUACACUGAUUGAAUGCGUUUUGCUUGUUUUCCGCCUUUCCUGGGCAGAGACCUGACCAGUGGGGAUGAGCAAGAAUACAGCCUGCUAGCAAGCUAUGCUCCACCCUACGCAGCAAUCUUUCAAUCUUUAUCUCGAUUAGUCCAACUCACCUAGAUUGACAAAUGUAGGCAAACUCUCCUACGUCCUCCAUGAAACGUGAAAUUUGGCCCAUUUUAACGCCGUAACCGUGCGGUGUCGGCAAAGAAAUGUACCAAAAAGCAUGAUGCAUGUGCAGAGUUGUUGGUUUGUUAUUAAACCUAUUGCUUAAUGGUCGUCGCCGUUCUCGUUGCCGUCACCGUCGUCAGAUCUUAAGUCCCCAAGGGAAGUAAUGUUCAGAAGAGAAAUAACACAAAAUUGAGCUGCAUUUCAUAUCCUUUUUAGGAGCCAGUAUUUUCAGCCGGAGGAAAACACGAUGGUAAGAUAAGAGCAACGUAGGUGUUAAUUUACUGAGUUUGCUUCAGGACUGAGAAGAUUUGACCACCAGCCGAGUUAUUUAAUUUAUAACAUUUUUUUUCCAGACCAUAAAUAUGUCUUUACGACACUUGACGCCAAAAAAGAAACUGGACCGAGUGAUAUAUCUGGAUAUGUAGGAACGUCCCUGGAAGGAAAAGUUACUUUAAACAACGGAAUCCAAAUUUGGACUGUGCCCAUGACUGGAACUUACGUUAUUGAAGCAUCAGGUGGUUCUGGGGGAAAUGGUACCUACGGAACACAAUCUUAUCCGCUUCCUUGGAGGCUUGGUGGCUUAGGUGCAAAGAUAAUGGGAUCUUUCAAGCUUUCCCGAGGAACUCAAAUCAAAAUCCUAGUCGGACAGGAGGGUGGUGCAACUGUAAGCUUCCCUGAUAGACCAGGGGGAGGGGGUGGUGGAACGUUUGUAACCCUGUCUGAUAACACUCCACUUAUAAUUGCCGGAGGGGGAGGGGGAGGAGCAACAGCACGUAACCAAUAUACCGACGGUGACCCAGGUCAGGCGACAGCGAAUGGGACUCAAUGUGGAGGAACACGGGGCAGUGGGGGACACGUCUGCAAUGCUGACACAGGGAACAGUGAUUCUAAUUUAAGGUCUGGAGCAGGAGCAGGACUAAGUGGGGAUGGGAAAGGCGGUGUUGCAUUUGCAACAAAGGCGUUGAGUUUUACCAACGGGGGAACUGGGGGAACAUGUCCAGUUUUCCAUGGUGGUUUUGGCGGAGGUGGGUUUGCUAUGGUUAAUGGAGGGGGGGGGGGAGGUUAUUCUGGUGGGGGAGUAGUGGGAACUCAAACUAAAGGUACCGCUGGGGGAGGGGGAUCAGAUAAUAACGGUACAGAUCAGAAGAACAUGGAGGGGGUCAACAAAGGCGAUGGUGAAGUUAUAAUAACUUUGAUGCGUUAAUGCCAUUUACGUUCCUGGUCAGAUUUCCAUCCAAUAGAAAGUGGGCUAGCUUAAUGUUUAAGUAAAUAAAAGAACUAAUGUUAAGGGGGCAAGACACAGGAAUUUUUUUUAUAAAGCCGAAAAAGUUCAAUAACGCACAUAAGUACAUCACUUAAUCGUCCUCUACUUUAAUUGCAAAAUAUAUUACUUAAAACCAUUCGUCUAAAAAUGUGGUACUUUUUAUCAACCUUGCAGGUUAAAAAAAAUGAGAUAUACUUUAACAUCUAGAGCAUCAUGUUGCACAAGACGACGAGUUUUAUGGUAAUUAAUGUCUAUAUUAUUACUGACCGCGAGUUACGCAUUUCAUUCCCGGGAUUUCAUUAUUCAUAGUUUGUCUACACAAAGAAAUUGAUGAUGGCUUCGCAUUUCUCCUGUUUGCCAGAUAUAAGCUCUGGUUCCCCAUGUUCCAAGACGUAAGCCUAGCAAAGAAAAAUCCAUAUAGACUAUUAGGAUCACCAACAGCCAAGCCUCCCGUAAGCGACCAUCCAAGCAAAAUGCGACGAUCUAGUGGUCGCUUACGAGAAUCGAACCACAAGGGAUUCCUUUCUACCAGAGGACCGAACACAUCUACAUUUUGGGAGAGAAUUCACUGCAUGUAAACACUAAGUUAUGGUAUGUGUCGUUUCAUGAUGUCAUAUCGCGCACUUUGUUACCAUUUUCUUUAUUGUUUCGCGCACUUCUCUGUGACGGCCUUUCAAAUUUGCCGCCGGCUUUAGGACAAAGUUCCUGUAUAUGUCGCAUCAAUCUGGGCGAUGCAUCGCAUUCUCUUAGUAGUGAGGUACAUACAACGAACAUAGAGAUCAAGCUACGCCUUACGUGGUCGCUCUUACUCGCCUGCUUUAUGCUCGUACGGAAACGCUUCUUGUGCAUUCUAGACCAAGUAAGUCGCUUACGAGAAUCGAACUUUAGGGUUUCCCCUCAUAGACGAGGUUCGAGGCUGCAACGGUAGUGAUUUCACUGGAAAAAGUUUGGUGUUUUGGAUCUAAGAGGUCGCUAUGGGAGGUGGUCGCUGAGAAUAACCUUUGGUUAACAACACCUUUAAGAUGAAUUUAUGGUUACCGCCUGUAAUUAGCUAUUUCUGUUGUUUGGCGAAUUGAUAGGUUAUUUACUCUGUUCACGUCUUUUUUAUUUUUUUCAGACCAUAAAUAUGUCUUUACGACACUGGGUGCCAGACGAGAAACUGGACCGACUGAUAUAUCUGAAUAUGCAGGAACGUCACUGGAAGAAAAAGUUACUUUAAACAACGGAAUCCAAAUUUGGACUGUACCCGUGACUGGAACUUACGUUAUUGAAGCAUCAGGUGCUUCUGGCGGAAAUGGUACCGACGGAACACAAUCUUAUCCGCUUUCUUGGACGCUUGGUGGCUUAGGCGGGAAGAUAAUAGGAUCCUUCAAACUUUCACUAGGAACUCAACUGAAAAUCUUGGUUGGACAGGAGGGUAGUACAUCUUCAAGCUUUCCUGAUAGGCCGGGGGAGGGGGUGGUGGAACGUUUGUAA
Messenger RNA from Porites lobata, 4380 nucleotides. NCBI's taxonomy places the organism in Eukaryota, Metazoa, Cnidaria, Anthozoa, Scleractinia, Poritidae. The record is from the annotation of a GenBank genome assembly.